AUUUCUUCAAGUCCAAUCGAUUCGCAGUCUUCAAUAAAGCUCUUAAUGAAUUUACUCGAAGACUUUCGUAAGCGGUCUCAGAAAUAUGUAGUUGUAAUAUUAUCUAUUUAAAUUUCUAAAAAUUGUAGAAUUGAUUUUUUUUGUAAAGCUAUCUCUGAAUCUAUAACAUCUAGGCAAAAUCUAAACCCUUUAUUGAAUGGAGGAUAGUAAACAGUUUCAUACAUAAUCAGUUUUUGUUUUUCAUGCAGGUUUGUUGGUUCAUCAGUUAUCAAUGAUUGAUUUUACUCAAAAUCGAUCAAUUUCUACACGCAUCACUAAAACAAGAGCUGAUAGAAAAAAUCUGCCAAAUCGAGUUCAGGACGCCAAAAUAUUCCAAAAACAGUUAUUCAAACAUAUGCUCAAAAAAUUUCGAUUUCUUGUUGUUAUUAUUUACACUCUAUUACACAACUAUUUCGAUAAAUUUGAGCUUCCCAAAUAUUGGGUGGCCCGAGAUUCUAUAAUUCUACGAAAACUGGACUUUUUGGACUUCCUUGAAAUUUUACAAAGUUUUUGUAUGUGUAUGUAUCCAUCAUGGGUGCGCGGAUUCACCGCAGUUCUGCUAAAGAAAAGAAAAUUUUAUCAAAAAAAAUCAUUAGAAUAAAAAGUUAUGGAGGGACAAAGUCGAAGUGACGAAGACAUUCUCUAGGUAUACUUUCCAUAAAUCAUUUUAUCACAAACAUUUAGCAUGUUAAUGUUAUGUUAGGUCAUAUCAUUAUCUAAUUCAUUCCAUUUUCAUAACUUAUGUGUACUCAUCAAUUUGUUCCAACAGUCAACUGGUUCCACAAAAACAUUCGCCUCAGAAAAAUGCUUCCAUCAAACCGUAAACCUUCGGAGGCAUAGCACUAGCUUAUGAAAAAUAAGUAGGUACCAAAUUUAUUUACAACCUUGCUGUUUUACCAUUGGUAAGUGGUACAUCAACAAAUGAGUUAAUCUAGAAGCAGCAAACAGGCAAAACAUCUACAUUUCAACGUUGGGACGAAAAAUCGUCGUUCCUGUAGUGCGGAAUGGUUAGCGUAUCAUCUUAUGAUUGGUGUUUUUGUAAAGGGGUUUGUACGAAAGGAAGAAGAUUCGAUGAUAGUGCUUUUGAGUGUUUGGAAUUAUAUUUAAUGGUGCUUAUCAGAUAAAAGAAAAUCUGAACAUUAUACGCAGGGGAGGAAUGGAAUUGGGAAGUUAUUCUGAUAGUGCCCUCGGUUCGAGAAUUCGGUGGAGGGAAAUGUAGGUGAUUCAGUUAUGUGAUAAGAAGGGUUUCCACGGGAUGGGAAGGGAAAAGGGGAGUGAUGGAGACGGACAUUCCAACGGCGGGCUUCAGGAGCAUAAUCGAACGUGCAUACCCCAUCGACAUAGCGCCAACUGUACGGCCACUGUAUAACAAGAAAAAGCAAUAUUUCUGCAUUGAUCCAACCAAGUCUGGGCAAGAAAUACUCGUCGGGGAACCGGGUUGAAUGCCUGGGUACUACGUGAAGAAAUGGCAUUUCGGUGAAGCAAGAACUAUUUGUGCCGGAAGGGAAGAGCGGGGUAUAAAUGCUCAAAUAAAAAUCGAUAAAGAAAAUUACAGUGAAAUCAAAAAGCCAACGAACUGUGAAAUCGUAAAAGGGGUAUCCAAAUGCUAAAUUUGUAGAGGGGGGCAAUCGAUUCGUUGAAAUGUGCGGUAUCUGGCUCAAAAAAUGUGCAACGGUGUUUGUGAAAAAAAAUCAAUAGCUGACGAUCUACAUCCUAUUUGUUGGGUUGUUAAAUCAAGUGUUAUCUGCUUCAUUCAGUUUCAGAUAAAUGAUCACGAUAGCAAUAAGGGGAUAUAGUCUUCAAGCAAAAAAUAAAAGUGCAACGUCCAAUCGCGAAUCAGAGUUUCAAACGGUGUCUGCAGUGUCCUGAAUUGGUUACGAAGUUUUCAGUUCGAAACGGCGUGAUGCGUUUCCUUGAUACAUCGUGAGGGUAAUCAACCCGAAAGGAAGCAAAUCCUUCAUCUGCUGCCACAAGCCAUAAGAUCAUAAGGUCUUGAGGAAGCUCACCCAGCAAUCGUUGUUGUACAGUGUUUAUGAUUUUGGGUUAAUCCUCCGUUGUGUGCAAUCAUUCGAUCCUUAUCGUCGUCAAUUCUUGUUCUUGUGACACGGUCAUCGAGAAAGAGAGAGCGAGAGAGCUGCACAUAACCGCUGGGAAUGUGCGUGACGAUCUCACUGUUACUGGGUGGUGUCCAUUUUUCGAGGAACUUCAAUCGAUCAAAGAUUCGGAAUCGAAACUCAAACAGCAAUAUGCCGAAUCUCAGCGCCGGGAACGCAUCCUUGCCCGGCGGCUUGCCGUCAAGGAGCAGGAAAUGCAAGACUAUGCCAGUCAAAUUGCCGAGCUUAAAGCAGCACAGGCUCCGGGCCAAGCUGCCCUCCGAUCAGCCCUUCUCGAUCCGGCCGUCAAUAUUCUGUUCCAGAAACUCAAAGGUGAACUCCAGCAGACCAAGGCCAAGCUGGAGGAAACGCAGAACGAACUUUCGGCAUGGAAAUUCACACCGGAUUCGAACACCGGAAAACGGCUGAUGGCCAAGUGUCGGCUGUUGUACCAGGAAAACGAAGAACUCGGCAAAAUGACGUCCAACGGCCGAUUGGCCAAGCUCGAGGGUGAGCUGGCUCUGCAGAAGAGCUACAACGAGGAGGUCAAAAAGUCACAGUUGGAACUGGACGACUUCCUACAGGAGAUGGACGAAGACGUCGAAGGCAUGCAGAGUACGAUAGUGUUUUUGCAACAGGAGUUGAAACACACAAAAGACGAGAAGGAGAGCCUCGAAAAGGAAGUGCUCCAACUUCGAUCGUACGUGAACGGCGUGAGUGGUGGUGGUGCUAGUGCUGGACUGGAAGAUGGAACCGAUCCGUCAUCCUUCCAGCAGCAGCAGCAGUUGGUGAACGGCAGCAAACUGAAGCUAAACUCGGCGGCGAGCAAUUGUCCAAGUGGUGGGGUUGGUGUUGUUGGGGGGCUUGUUGUUGGUGAUCAACAGUCGGAAUCACAGUUUUCAGUUUAUCAGAAUCGGACGCACUGUGUCGGUGGUGGCACUGCUACUUCCGGUGGCAAUGCCGACGUUUUACAGAACGGUGGUUGUGAUGACAAUGAGUUGGGCGAGCAAGAAUCUGCCGGUCAGAAUAGUAGUAGACUUUGCGCUAGUAAAAAGGUGAACAGUCGGACUGCUAAAAGCGUUGGUGGCAAGAAGCGAAAUUACCAGGAAGAUCCGGACGAUGAAACCGGUGUUGGUGGUGAAGAUGAGGAAGAUAGUGGUCACUACGAGGACGGUUCUAAUAAUGGCAAAAUGUUGGCCCCUGAUAGUGAUCUGGCGCAUGACUCCGAGGAACCAAGCGUCCUCAGCAGUAGCAAUAAGCGAAUGACCCGGUCCGGCAAAGGUAGCAAAAUCGCUCUUGGCAAACCGAUUGUUAGUGUGAAGAAGCUCCGAAGGGCUUCGGUCCUGUCUGGUGAAGACGACGAAAUGGUCGAAGGAUCCAACGGAGCGAACUAGUUCAAUCCCACCUCAAAACAAAACGAAAAAUACCACCCCAAAAAAACAACUUCACCUUCUCGCGGGUGAGUUGAACUAUGAGAAAUCAACAUCUUUUGGCAGGGUGUGGCGUACUGUUUUUUAAUUACUGAAAUAUACUGUCCUAAAAAAAUAAUCGCAAACAAAAACAGGCUAGAAUUAGGCAAAAGCAGCAAUUAAAAGGCAUCCGAAAUCUUCUAGGAAAUUACUCAACACACAGAUUGAAAUUAGAGCUAUAAGUUUAAAACUUUACAAUAAUAAUUAUUGUACAUGAAGUGAGGUAACAAAAAAAAAGUAAGCGCAAUCCUAGGUCAAGGCAAAAACAUCAAACUAUAGUGAAAAGCAAGAAAAAAAAACUUAUAAACAAAUACCGAAUAAACCUAGACGAACUGAGAUCGUACGUGAAGUAUAUGUGAGAAUUCGCAGGAAGAAAAACAAAACACGAAACUUAAAAAUCUCACUGUGCAAAACGAGUGGAAAGCUGAUUGUAAAAAUAGUGAAGCAAAGUUGAAAACAUAAAAAAACAUAAAACAAGAUGAACCAAUAAAAUAACAAAUAAUGAUAAAGUUUACGACAACAUAGCUAAAGCUGCGGGGUUCAAUCUGAUUCUGAAGAGAGAAAAACCGUAGGUAUUUUAAACCAACUGCUGAGAGUAAACCGUAUUUUUUUUAAGUAAUGCGAACUACCCCCUUAAAGAACGUCCUUUCUAGAAGCGAAUCAGAUCAGAUCAGAACCUUCGACGGGCGGUUAUCACCGUUAUAAUACACAGCUAGCUGCAGAAACAAAACCAGACCGGAAACUCUAACGAAAAAAACCCUUUAACAACCAGAAAAAGAAAAAAAAUAAAACAAAGAAACCCGAUAAGAAAUUAUGUUCGAAGUAAGUGGAGCAUUGUGUAAUUUAAAUUAUUUCGAAACAAUAGAGUUAAAUUAUUCAUACAAGA
Molecule: messenger RNA, 4487 nt
Organism: Uranotaenia lowii
Lineage: Eukaryota; Metazoa; Arthropoda; Insecta; Diptera; Culicidae
Gene: fl(2)d
Product: pre-mRNA-splicing regulator WTAP
Exons: 4
Coding region: 2348-3526 (392 amino acids)
Biological process (GO): regulation of alternative mRNA splicing, via spliceosome
Cellular component (GO): nucleus
Source: RefSeq, a predicted model, not a curated record